Messenger RNA from Notolabrus celidotus (New Zealand spotty), 4324 nucleotides. It is a transcript of the gene foxm1, whose product is annotated as forkhead box M1. Gene Ontology annotation, molecular function: sequence-specific DNA binding; DNA-binding transcription factor activity. Gene Ontology annotation, biological process: G2/M transition of mitotic cell cycle; regulation of DNA-templated transcription. Lineage: Eukaryota; Metazoa; Chordata; Actinopteri; Labriformes; Labridae. The coding region runs from base 232 to 2256 and encodes 674 amino acids. The record is from RefSeq and is a predicted model, not a curated record. The transcript is spliced from 9 exons.
AGAGGCAGGACCCACAGCGCCAAAAUUCAAAUGCGUGUCUGAAUAGAACAGACGAAAUUAAAUAACACUAAAUGGAAGAUUGUUAUAGAUGGAUUAGAUUGAUCAUUUUGAUUUAUAUAAAUAUUAAGAGAGCUGUUAAACGAGGAGGAGUCCAGCCCAGCGGAGUCGCAUGAAUAGUGACAAUAAUAUGAAGAAUAAAAGUGAAAACCAAGCAGCGUUUCCAGUGAUCUGAUGACCAUGAGACGGAGCCCGAGGAGACCACUCAUCCUCCGAAGAAGAAAGCUGCCCUUCCAGCAAAAUGACCCGCCAGCAGCUGAACCACAAACCCAACCCCAACCUGCUGCGUCAGGCCCCAAAGAUGAACCUCCCAACCCAGAAGCCAAUCAGUGCUUCCCUGACAGCAUCCGCAUCAUGGAUCACCCCACCAUGUCCGAUACGCAGGUGGUCGUCAUUCCCAAAACGGCAGACCUUCAAAGUGUCAUCAAGGCGCUCACUGCCAAAGGCAAAGAGUGUGGCGUGCAGGGACGGAGCAAGUUCAUCCUUCUUUGUGAGAAUGGAACUGGUGACAAUAAAUCGUUCUGUCAGCUGGGGAGCGAAGCAUCUACAGUGAUCACAGCUGCACAUGCACAAGCAGUGAAGGCAGAACCUGCGAACAACCCACCGGAUGUUCUACCUCUCACUGCAAUCAAACCAUUCAAAGAUCUGGAGUGUGGUCCGUUAGAUGACAGCCUCACCAACAUCCAGUGGCUGGGCAAAAUGAGCACAUGUGACUUCGAACCAGAGCCUGCCAAGCAAAUGGCCAACAAGGAGAACAAUCCUCUGAAUUCUCAGACAAAAAGCACAAAAACCGACGCAGAAGCGUCUCAGCAGACCAUGUCGGAGAGGCCCCCGUACUCCUACAUGGCCAUGAUCCAGUUUGCCAUCAACAGCCGGAAGAGCAGGAGGAUGACGCUGAAGGAGAUUUACACGUGGAUCGAGGAUCACUUCCCGUACUUCAGAGAGGUGGCCAAACCAGGAUGGAAGAAUUCUAUCCGUCACAACCUCUCUCUGCACGACAUGUUCAUACGUGAGACGUCACCUGAUGGGAAAGUGUCGUUUUGGACCAUCCGGCCUGAGGCUAACCGAUGCCUCACUCUGGAUCAGGUGUACAGGCCCGGUUGUGACCCGAUGACUGCCGCUGUUGCGAUGCCAAUGCUUUUAUUUUCCAACCAACAACAGAGGAGAAUUCUCCCCGAUGCAAGAAAGACCCCACCAAGCUCUGAGAGAAGAAUGAAGCCUCUGCUCCCGCGCACUGAAUCGUACCUGAUCCCGGUCCAGCUCCCCGUCACCUCCUCCGUGUUCAUGCCGUCCCCUCAGGCUCAGUUCCCCCUCUCCUUCUCGCAGCAGAAGCAGAUCACAGCGAGGGGGGCGAAGAGAGUGAGGAUCGCUCCUAAGGUGUCCCAGAGUGACGUCCCAGCCGCAGCCAUGUAUCCUCCCAAGAGUAAAGAGCUGAAGGCGAAGGUGAAGGAGGAGCCGGUUUCUAUCAAAUGCGUGACUCCUCCAUCCCUCCCAAAGAGACACGCCAGCAGCUCUCGCCGUAAGCAGCACCUGGCCCACUCUCUGAACGAUGAGCCUGUCCUCUUGUGUCCUGAGAACACUUUCUUUGACUCUGGCGUAGUCUCCGACGCGUCCACUUUCCAGGAAAUGCGAGACACCCCGCUGAACGAGCCCAACCAACACGUGCAGCAGAGCAGCCCUGAUCGAGAGUUCUCCUUCAAGACCCCCAUCAAAAGUAGCAACCACCUCGCGUCAUCCACGCCCAGCAAGCCUUUGUGUAGCGCCGCACCCGAGCCAUGGAAGGUGACACCUGUAGGCAAAGGGAGCCAGAGCGUUCUGGACUUCAGCCCCAUCCGCACGCCAGGCGGUCCAGCAGUCACGCCGCUGCACGACUACACCACCUUCAGCUUCAGCAGCACCCCCUUCAAAGACUGGCCACUGUUCAGCUCCCCGAGAGAGCUGCUCGGGUCCGCCCCCUCCAGAGGAACAGGGAUCACAGACUCUCCCAUGGAGUGCCUCCGAAGCAGCUGCUCCAGAGAGCUGCUGCAGGCAGGCAGCUACACGCCAACGAACCGCUCCAUCACUGAGGGAUUGGUUCUCGAUACGAUGAACGACAGCUUGAGUAAGAUCCUGGUGGACAUCAGCUUCUCCUGUAUGGAUGACGAAGACCUGGGUGCCGCUAACAUCAGCUUGUCUGAGUUCAUCCCUCAUUUUAAGUAGCACGAGGACCCAAAUACGUAACAUUUGAUACACAUGGAUGAUUCUGCUUUUUAUCAAAACACUAUAGGAUAUAACGUAGGAACCGAAGACGGCAAAUCAGAUGCAAAUGAAACAAAAUAGAAAUAAACCAAACUCAGAUUUUGAAACAUAGGCUACCAAAAAUGCUUUACAUGAUAAGUGAGUCUUAGAAACGUAGUCAGAAGGAGGAAUAAAACGCAAACUCAAAGAGAGUAUGUCACAAGGAAAAAGCAGAUUUUGGAACUUUAGAAUUUUAGAAAAAAAAUAGUGUUGGGGAAAGUAGAAGAGAGGCAGAUUGGUGUACAGUAACCCUAAGCAGACAUAUAUGUUUUAUUAACCCCAUUUUCCAAAGCUAAUGAGUCAUUUGCUCAUUUCCUCCAGAUCUGGACUUGUUUAUCCAGUAACAUCGGACAACUUAUCGCCAGUUUUCUCCGAUAAGGUCACCAAAAUUUGGGAUUCUUCAAUACUUUUUAAUAUAACGUGCCUCAAAACAAUACAACACAAAGUUAUUUUCACAUUGUCUGGUAUGAAAAAAGGACCAAAGCGUACUUUAAGCUGCUGCAAGCAAAAAAAGGGAACAAAGGCGGUCAAGAUACUCACGGAUCAAAGUAAAGCGAGGGAGCAGCACUAAUGAAAACAAAGCAGUGAAACAGACAAUAUGAGAUUAUUUGUCAGUCUGUUCAAUUUGGGUCUCUGUCCAACCUGAACUGUUUGCUAUGUGGUAAUUAAAAGUUAAAGACUACCCAUCAAGAGUGGGGUUUGGAAUUUUAGGGAUCAAAACCGAUAGCGAUAAUGUUUGAUUUGUUCUUACGUCGUAUCAAAGUUCAAAUACUUGCAUUGCUAUACCUAUUCUUGAUAUCCAGACAUCCUUACCACGUUAUCAAGACAUAACACGGCAUGUUCUCUCAGGAUAAUGAGGUCCCAUUUUCAGGGGAACAAAGCAAUGUCAUCCUGAGAUCAGGACCAAAGCAGUAUAUCACUUGUAUCGUGGAAUACCCUCUUGUUUACUGACUUUAGUGUUACCCAUUUCUUCAAUAAGUGGGCAAAGUGACACCAUAUGCUGUUGAAGUAUCUUUGAUGUAGUAGCUUUGAUCCUUUUAAGCUUUAAUGCUCAAAUAAGCACCAAAAUAUGACGUUUUUUUCAUUCGCAUCUGCUUUGCUCUCUUCUGGAUCUUCCUUGCUUUAGCUGGGAAUGAAGUACAAUUCAAUAAUAAACGAACAGGGAUAUUAUAUUUACUAAGUCAAAUCAGCAAGCUGCUCACUUGUCUUCCAUCAUAUCCGAGGUUCCUCUUUACCUCUUUGUCACUCCUUCAGUUUUGUUCCAUCUGUAAUUUACCACCUCUUUGAUAUUUUUCCAUUUCCCUCCCUUGUGUUUGGUCCUCGUUUCUCUCAUCGUUUCUCCUUCCUGUCACGUUUGUGAAGGAAUCCUUACCGAGGUGUAAUAUGUCUUACGUGUAUUUGUAUGUUGAUUUUGCACAUUUUAAUAUAUAAUUAAGCCUUUACAUAUGUAAAUUGAAAGACGAUAUAUUGCCUCAAAGAGUAGCAAGAUGCUCCUGUUAUCCACUGUUAGACUCUUAGAUUGUAAUGCAGGAUUAUUAGCAAUAUACAAUGAGAAAGUAAUAAAAGUAGCACUAACAGCAGUAGGGUUGUGUCUGUACUUUGUUGUAGAGCUUUCUGUCCCAUGUGACUAACAGUCUGUUCAUCAGUAUCAGAUUAAGGGCACUUUUACAUGCAGUGACUCCUCGUAUCAUAUUAAACAGGAGUCUAUGGGAACUGAAUACUGAAUGUUUUUCAUCCGUCUGGAGAAGAUUCAAUAACUUUAUUUUUCUGUCUGCACCAUUUGAACACAUUUCUGCUGUAUCAUCUUUAGAGGAUAGAAUGAGAUAUAGCUAGAACAAUUUUUUGGGAAAUGCCACAAAAUGUGUGUUUUGCAUGCACGUGUGUUUACAUGAGUAAGUGUAACUCUUCCAGCAACUUGUCUUCCAAGCAUGUGCCUUGUUCUGUCUCUUAAAGUUUUUUCUGCAAUAAAUCUGAUGGUGUUGGUGCCUCA